GUUUCUCUUUCUUCUGGGUUUAUAGAAGCAUCAGUGGCUGUUCUUCCUUGAAAUCUUGUUGUCAAUGAGUUUCAUUUUCCAACCACUCUAUAUUUAUUGAUUUUUGUGUGGAAGCAGCUCCAAUUUUGUGACUGACGGCUAUUUUUUCUGGCUUUCAGUCAGUCGGAGAACAGGAAAAGCGCAUUCUUGUUGUAUAGUUUGUACACAAUCUGUAAGUCACUUAGUUCAAGCUGUCUUUCGAUCCCAGUAGUGCAAAGCAAGAAAAUAUAGCCAACAAACUUAUUGCUAUCAGGGAUAGUGUGGAAAUUCAGAAAAGGUGCAGCCUCCCCAAGGUUACCUAUUUAGUUUUGGCAGUUGGCAGUUUGAAAAUACUUAGAAAUGUCUUUGGCUGCUCCGAGUUCCCUUUUGAAGGUGGAGGAAAUACAAGGAAGAGGGAGGGGAAUGGUUGCAUCUCAGCCUCUUAAAGCUGGUCAAAUUGUCCUGAAAGACUCCCCCAUUCUGCUGUAUUCAGCUUUGCCCUUGAUCAGACAGUCUUUGUCAGCGUCAUCCUCUGCCUCAACUUCAUGUUUCUGUGAUCACUGCUUCAGAACCUUGCCUCCAUUUUUACUGGGAGAUUCUUCGUCAUCCACAGUUUUGUGCCCCAAUUGUCGCUACCAUCGUUUCUGCAGCUCAAGUUGUCUUUCAAAGGCAUCGAACUCCUCCCAUUCUUCUUGGGUAUGUCAAGCGUUAUCUAGUCUCAGAUCCAAUUCUCUACUGCUUGAACAGCCGCUUGAGCGCCAAGUCCAGGCUAAUUUUCUCAUAGCUGCCUACAAUCUUGCCAAUAUCUCCCCUUCAGACUUCCAAAUUUUGCUUUCUCUCCAGGGUUCUCCUGAUGAUACCACCAUUGCUGCAUCCAAGUUCCUACACCCCCUUAUUUCAUCUCUCUGCUCACUAUCUAUCAUUAGUCCCCAGAAUGGAUUUUCUUUAGAACUCACCUCUUUACUUCUUGUCAAGGACAAGCUCAAUGCCUUUGGAAUAAUGCAGCCCUUCUCCGCAGAUGACGACCAGAGGUCUGUCAGAGCCUAUGGUAUUUACCCCUAUGCUUCCUUUUUUAACCAUGACUGCCUUCCCAAUGCCUGCAGAUUUGAUUAUGUGGACAUCAAUCCACAUGAAGACAGCCAUAAUACUGACUUUAUUAUUAGGAUGAUUCAUGAUGUUCCCCAAGGUAGGGAGAUUUGUUUGAGUUAUUUCCCUGUGAAUGAAAACUAUUCUAGUAGGCAAAAGAGACUGAUUGACGACUAUGGCUUCUCCUGUAAUUGUGAUCGAUGUAAUGUGGAGUCAAAUUGGUCAGAUAAUGAUAGUGUUGAAGAUAAUGCUGAGGAUGAGGAGGAGGUUAUGGAUGAGGACCAAUCUGAAACUAUGGAAGCGUCAGACACUGAUAAACAUGCUCUUGAAGAUAAUAAUGAUUUCCCACAUGCAUAUUUCUUUUUAAAAUACAUGUGUGAUAGAACGAAUUGCUGGGGAACAUUAGCUCCAUUACCUCCGGAGGGUGAUACUCCAUCUAAUUUCAUGGAAUGCAAUGUCUGUGGAAAAUUGAAGAGUGACGAUACCUUUGAUGUAGAUGAAGGUCUUAUGGAGGACUAAGCAUCUAGCAUGCUACUUGAAAAACAUUGAUUGUGUUUUUACAAUUGAAGAACUUGUUUUAGAAGCCUGAAGCCCGUUCUUAAAGUCUGGAUCUUUUUUCAUGGGCCUUUUAAGAUGAUUGUAGUAGAAGUAAUUGGUUAUCAAUGAAAAAGAAUGAGUAGUCUUUCUGGUCAUAUGGAUAGUCAGAGUCAAACUGAUUUUUGUUGUUAUUAUUCAUUUCUGGUUUGACCUA
Molecule: messenger RNA, 1855 nt
Organism: Vigna umbellata (rice bean)
Lineage: Eukaryota; Viridiplantae; Streptophyta; Magnoliopsida; Fabales; Fabaceae
Gene: ASHR2
Product: ASH1-related protein 2
Molecular function (GO): protein binding
Source: RefSeq, a predicted model, not a curated record